Molecule: messenger RNA, 1237 nt
Organism: Marchantia polymorpha subsp. ruderalis
Lineage: Eukaryota; Viridiplantae; Streptophyta; Marchantiopsida; Marchantiales; Marchantiaceae
Source: the annotation of a GenBank genome assembly
AUCAGCAUCGAAGGGCAAGAAUCAACUUGAAGAGCACGAAGCAGCUGGAAACAAAGCAGAAGUUUAUAAGGAAGGACAGAUCCAGUUGAGCAUACUGUGAGGAGAAUGACGAAGCAUCGAUCUGCGAUGGAGGUUCUAGCGAAGUUGCUGAGUUUCAUGUUCUUAUCAGCGAUAUGUUUACCUUCGGUGCUGGGAGGUCGUUCCUUCCUUCAAUCGCUGCCGCCUCUGCCAUCUCUUCCAUCGCUGCCUCCUCUCCCAACUCUUUCGGUUCAUCUUCCUUCGUUGCCUCCUCUUUCAACUCAUCUCCCGACGCUGCCACCUCUGCCCACUCUUCCUCCUACUCAUCUCCCGACGCUGCCACCUCUGCCCACUCUUCCUCCUACUCAUCUUCCAACGCUGCCACCUCUCCCAACCCAUCUUCCAAGCCUGCCACCUCUGCCCACUCUCCCAACCCAUCUUCCGAGCCUGCCACCUCUGCCCACUCUUCCUCCUACUCAUCUUCCAACGCUGCCACCUCUCCCAGCCCAUCUUCCGAGCCUUCCUCCUCUCUCCACUGUUCUUUCUCAUAUCCCAAAGCCUCCUCCGUUCCCCCAUGCUCCUCCCCAUGGUUCAGCGCCAUCUCCUCUUCAUUCUAUCUCCCCUUCGCCUACUCCUGAGGCUUCUAAAACCACUCCUCCUCCUCACUUUAAAGCACCGUCUCCAGCUCAUUCAUCUUAGUCUGAGUCGAAUUUUCGAACUGGUCGAAAUUUGGCACGUUCAGGCAACACUGGGACACAUCUCUCAUCUUCCAGGAGCUGUCAAGGGGUGAUCCUCCGUUCCUUCUGGUUUUCCGUCUCGUCUCUCGUGGGCUGCUCUAUUCGAAUAGCGAUUGCCGGCUGUCUCCAUCACCUGCCGUUUCUAUGGAGGAACUCAGGGGCGAGCUUCGUAUCAUCUUCGGGAUUCUCAUUCAUGUGCCGAUUCAGCCCUGCUACCAUAUGGGUCCUGCACAUUUUACUGGUCGUUCAGGGCAUCCAGCAUGCAAUGUAUUCGGAGAACACUCGUGUCGCUGGAUGUAGAUCCAGCGCCUAUCCUUCCUAUCGGGACCUAUGGAGAGGCGAACUUCAGUUCUUUCGCAACUGCAACACCAUAGGACUGCAUAUUUGUAAUAAAUGUCAAUCAAAUAAUAUGUCUGCUGAAGAAGAAUAUAAACUGUCCGGUACCAUUUUUGGAUCAAGCAAUAAAGGCCAGAAUGUUAUCC